UUAAACGUAACUAGAAGAGAAAAUUUUUAGUUAGUGAAUUGUUUGGCGUAUAUCGGAAUUAAGGAAAAAAAAAAGAGAAGAUUUUAUUUAAAAUAAAAUUAUAUUAAAAAAAAGGAAAAAAAAAUCAAUCUUCUCUUUAAAAAAUAUAAAUGUUUUUUAAUAUAAUAUUGAAUUAAAAUUAUUAAAAAUAUUAUAUAAUAGAAGAAAGUUAUAAUAAAAUUUCUACCUUAAAGUAUAAUUAAAUAGCAUUAAUACAAUUAUUAUUGAAUAAGGAAAAAAAAAAAAGAAUUUUUUUUUUGUUGUUUUAUAGCUAUACAUUCAAACGUAUACAAUAAUACAUACUUAUAUACGUAUAUAUAAAAAAAAAAAUACCUGUAAUUAUUGUAUUUUAAUAUUCAAUUAUAAUAUAAUUAGUAAAAGAAAGAAAAGAAGAAAAAAAAAAAAGGAAAUGUUUUCGAUGAAUCGAAAACAACGAAUUUUAAGUCCAGCUCAAUUAAAAAGAUUAUCGGAGCACAAAUAUAGUUGUACAUCGGUCAGUUUAUUAGAUCCAUUUUUACAACCAUGGUGGUGUUGGCUUGUUUCAAAGACACCACUAUGGCUUGCUCCAAAUUUAAUAACAAUUGUUGGAUUAAUAGUUAAUAUAGUUACUACUAUAAUAUUAAUAUUAUAUAGUCCAGAUGGUAAAUCGAUACCACCUAGAUGGGCAAGUGCAUUAUGUGCUCUUGGUUUAUUUAUUUAUCAAAGUUUAGAUGCAAUUGAUGGUAAACAAGCACGUAGAACAAAUUCAUCAUCACCAUUAGGUGAAUUAUUUGAUCAUGGAUGUGAUUCAUUAUCAACAAUUUUUGUUGCAUUAUCAGCAUGUAUAUCCUGCCAAUUAGGGAAUUAUCCAAACUGGUUAUUUUUUCAGUGCUUUACUGCUAUAACAUUAUUUUAUUGUGCUCAUUGGCAAACAUAUGUGUCUGGUACAUUAAGAUUUGGUAAAAUUGAUGUUACAGAAGCUCAAAUAACAAUAAUGGGAAUUCAUAUGAUAUCAGCGAUAUUUGGUCCUGAAAUAUGGUUAACAAAGAUUCCAUAUACAGAUUAUGAUUGCAUAUUUAUUACUAAUUCUAUAUUCUGCUCUGGAUUUUUGAGAAAUUUAUUUACAUUUUUAAAAAUGUUUUCCACUGGUGGAAGUGGAAAAAAUGGAUCAACUGUUGCUCUGCCUUACUUUGGAAAUUAUGAGCUUAGACAUGUUCCAAUUUACAUUGCAUUAGCCGUAGAUUCACUAUUAAGUUAUCGUUAUUCAAUUGUUAUUAUGACCGGAGGAUGUGGAAAAAAUGGAUCAACGAUUGCUGGUACAAGUGUUCUAUCACCAGUUAUUCCAUUGGCUUUAGUUGUUGUUCCAGCUUUUAUAAUUGCACAAAAAUCAACUGAAGAUAUAUUUGGGCAACAUCCAUCACUUUACAUAAUGGCAUUUGGUAUGGUUGCUGCAAAAGUUACAAAUAAACUUGUUAUUGCUCAUAUGACACGUAGUGAAAUGGAAUAUAUGGAUUGGAGUAUGCUCGGUCCACUUCUAUUAUUUUUAAAUCAAUAUUUCAAUUCAGUUUUACCAGAAUUUUGGCUAUUAGUAUUUGCUUUAAUAUGGGGUAUAAUAAAUUUAAUGAAAUAUUGCCAACAGGUUUGCCUAGAAAUUUGUGAUCAUUUGCAUAUAAAAUUAUUUAAAAUUCCUUAUCCACCGCGUCGACCAUCAAUGACAACAACUGGUACAAAUGCACCACAUUUAAGUAGUUUAACUGGUAUAAAUACAUCAUCAUUUAUGUCUGGUGGUGGUGGUAGUGGUGGUAGUGGUAGUAGUAGCAGUUCUAUUCCAAGUACAUCAUCUCAUGAUAAAAAUGGUAGUACACAUCAAGCCCAUCGAAAACAAUUAAGGAAUAGUAAAAGACAACAACAGCAGCAACAAUCAUCGCAUUAAUUUAGUUUUCAAUAAUUAAAAUAUUAAUAAAUUUUUUUUUUUAAUUUUCUAUUAGUAACUAUUUUUUUCUAGUUUUUUUUUUUUGAUUAAUUUAAGAACAGUAUUUUAAUAAGUGAAUUUAUUGAUCGAUGUUAAUUAACAUAAAAUAAAACAAUUUAAUAAACAAGAAAACUUAAAUUAAAAAAAUUAAAAUUAUGUAAGGCAAAAUUUAAAAUUAUGUAAGACAGAAAGUUGUUCUUAAAAUUUUUUGUUUUCUUUUGUUCUUAGAAAUUUUACUUAUAUUAUGCAUAAUUUUGUGUAUUUGCAUUUUUAAAAUGCAUAUUAUUAAAAUAAAAACAAUUGAUUUUGAAAUUUGAAUAGAAUAUUUAAAAAAAAAAAAUAAUAAAAAUCAAUUAAAACACAUCGGACGAUUCAGUAAAAUAAUUAGAAAAUUACAAAAUAAAACAAAAUAUGCAAAAAAUAUUUAUGUAUGUAAAUGGAUAGCAUAAUUAUGUUUAAAAAAAUGGUAUAUUUUUAAUUAAGUGAAAUGAAAUAUAGAUAAAAAAUAUCUAAGUAUUUAUAACAGAUUUUUUUUUUGUUUUUAAAUAAAGAAUUGUCCAUUUAUUCUGAUUUUUCUGAAUCAAAAUUAUUACUGAAUUUGUUUUUUUUUUUAAAUUAAUA
This is a messenger RNA of Condylostylus longicornis, 2611 nucleotides long. It is a transcript of the gene bbc, whose product is annotated as cholinephosphotransferase 1. The record is from RefSeq and is a predicted model, not a curated record. Gene Ontology annotation, cellular component: endoplasmic reticulum membrane; Golgi apparatus. NCBI's taxonomy places the organism in Eukaryota, Metazoa, Arthropoda, Insecta, Diptera, Dolichopodidae. Gene Ontology annotation, biological process: phosphatidylethanolamine biosynthetic process. The transcript has 8 exons. The coding region runs from base 449 to 1951 and encodes 500 amino acids. Gene Ontology annotation, molecular function: diacylglycerol cholinephosphotransferase activity; ethanolaminephosphotransferase activity.